Gastrolobium bilobum is the source of this 1495-nucleotide messenger RNA. Its product is annotated as probable protein disulfide-isomerase A6. Gene Ontology annotation, cellular component: endoplasmic reticulum. Gene Ontology annotation, molecular function: protein disulfide isomerase activity. The record is from RefSeq and is a predicted model, not a curated record. Gene Ontology annotation, biological process: protein folding. The coding region runs from base 103 to 1191 and encodes 362 amino acids. The transcript has 11 exons. Lineage: Eukaryota; Viridiplantae; Streptophyta; Magnoliopsida; Fabales; Fabaceae.
GCGAGGUGCAUGAAUUCAUAUAUAACAUCGACAGGCCUUAACGGUUUUCCAUUUUGAUUUUAGAAAUAUCGACGAGGAACUGGAAGCGAAGCUAAGCUAACAAUGUUGAGCUCGAAGAUGAGGAUGAUGUUAUGUGUGGGAGCCAUGGCUCUGGUUUUUCUCUCAUCGGUUUCAGCAGACGACGUCGUCGUCGUGCUCACAGAGGAUUCAUUCGAAAAUGAGGUUGGCAAGGAUCGCGGCGCUCUCGUCGAGUUUUAUGCUCCCUGGUGUGGACACUGUAAAAGGCUUGCCCCAGAGUUUGAAACACUUGGAACAAGUUUUAGAAAAACCAAGUCCAUUUUGAUUGGGAAGGUGGAUUGUGAUGCUCAUAAAAGCCUUUGCAGUAAAUAUGGGGUUUCUGGUUACCCUACAAUUCUGUGGUUUCCUAAGGGAUCUCUAGAACCAAAGAAGUAUGAAGGUGCACGUACUGCAGAAGCCCUUGUUGCGUUUGUGAACAUUGAAGGAGGUACCAAUGUGAAGUUAGCUUCUAUCCCAUCCAGUGUGGUAGUUCUCUCCUCAGAUAACUUUGAUGAGGUUGUCUUGGAUGAAACAAAAGAUGUUCUGGUGGAGUUCUAUGCACCAUGGUGUGGUCACUGCAAGGCCCUUGCCCCUACUUAUGAAAAGGUUGCUGCAGCAUUUAAACUGGAGGAAAAAGUAGUUAUAGCCAAUGUUGAUGCUGACAAGAACAAGGAUUUGGCAGAGAAAUAUGGUAUUAGUGGUUAUCCCACAUUGAAGUUUUUCCCAAAGAGCAAUAAAGCUGGUGAAGAUUAUGAUGGUGGUCGUGAUUUGAAUGAUUUUGUAGCUUUCAUUAAUGAGAGAUGUGGCACCAACCGUGACGGGCAGGGACAACUUACUUCUAAAGCUGGUAUAAUAGAAUCUCUGGAUGACUUGGUGAAGGAGUUUGUGAGUGCUGACAAUAAUGAAAAGAAGGCAGUCUUUUCCCGGCUUGAGGAUGAAGUUAAAAAGCUUAAGGGCUCUGAUGCCAGAUAUGGUAACCUCUACUUAAAACUUGCUAAGAACAGUAUGGAAAAGGGUUCAGACUAUGCAAAGAAUGAGAUUCAACGUCUUGAGCGCAUGCUUGAGAAGUCAAUCAGCGCAGCAAAGGCAGACGAAUUCACUCUCAAGAAGAACAUCUUAUCUACCUUUGCUUGAUCUUAUGGUGUUAGAAGAGUCAUUGCUUUCAAUUCUGCGGGGAGAUAUAAUUUGUAAUUCCUGAGAUAUGUCUUUUACGCACAUUUUUUGCACUUGUCAUGUAUUAGGUCCUAAAAAUUAAAGCAAAAGAUAGACGUUCAUCUGAGAAAUCAUAUACAAACCAAUUAGGAUGACAUCAGGUUCAGGUUUAAUAUGGAGAUCAUUGUAGUUUUUUUUUUUUUUUUUCCUUUUACUGUUACUUUUUCAUUGAGCUGUUUUGGUUGCAACUUGCAAGCAAUGCAGUGUUAAAAGUUUAGCUGGUUUU